Molecule: messenger RNA, 1629 nt
Organism: Macrosiphum euphorbiae (potato aphid)
Lineage: Eukaryota; Metazoa; Arthropoda; Insecta; Hemiptera; Aphididae
Source: the annotation of a GenBank genome assembly
AUGAGUAAUACUCAAAAACAAAAAAACACUUUAUUUUCUUAUUUUAGUACAAAUAAAAAAAUUUGUUUGGAAAAUGAUGAGGCUGCAUCUGAAGAAGAAGAACAUGAGUUAUUGCAAUCCACAUCAAAACCUAUUACAAAUAUAAAUGAUAUUGGUAAUAUCGUUGAUAAAUCGUUUUUAAAAGAUGCCGAUACAAAACUUGUGCUUACUAAUCUGUGGGUCCCAGAUGAUGAUUUUUUACGAAGUAUUCUUGAGGGUCCAGGGAAAAGAAAUAAGUACACCAGUCCAACUAUCCAAAAUGAUAUAAUAGAGUCCUGUAAUACAAUACUAUUGAAAAAAAUUGCAAAAAAAGUGAACGAGUCUAAAUGUUUCUCGGUACUUGCCGAUGAAACCACAGAUAUUUCAACAAAAGAACAGCUUGCUAUUUGUGUAAGAUAUGUCAGUGAUGAUAACAUGUUGCAUGAAGAUUUUUUACAAUUUUUUGAGAUUGAAAGUCUGACUGGUGAAGCUUUGGCAAAUUCCAUAUUAAAUGGUUUAAGCAAAUGUGGGAUUGAUUGUAGUUAUUUGCAUGGACAGGGCUAUGAUGGGGCCAGUAAUAUGUCUGGGCAAUUUAGAGGUGUACAAAGUAUUGUUAGGUUAAAAUAUCCAAAAGCAGUUUAUGUCCAUUGUUCAGCACAUUCACUGAACUUAGCUGUAUCAACAGCUAGUGGUAUUAGACCAAUUAGGAAUUCAUUAGACACAAUAUGUGAUUGGAAAGAUCCAGCAGACGCCUCUAUGCUUAAACAUUCUAUGGAAGAUACCGAAUUCUUAAUUUCGUUUUAUAUAGUUAAGUUCCUAUUUUCUUUUUGUCUUCCUCUAUGUAAGCAGUUACAAAAAGUACAAAUAGAUUUAAAAAAAACUAUAGCUAUAGUUGAGAAUGUAGUAAUCACUCUGAAGGCCAUUAGAGACAAUUACAAAACCGAAUUUAGUCAAAUCUAUAUAAAUGUUAAAAUGGCUGCAGACAAUGUUGGUAUUGAAUUAAAAAAAAAGAGAGUCAUUUCAAAACAAACUUUGAGAGAUAAUCCAAAUCUUCUGGAUUGUUCCAUUGAACAUUAUUAUUGUGUUACAGUAUUUUUACCGUAUGUCGAUUACUAUUUAAUGCAAUUGACUGAGCGAUUUAUUAAUCAUAAAGCUAUAUUUGAAGGUUUUAAUUGCAUUUUCCAAUCAGAAUCACUUAUGGUAGAAAUGGAAGAUAUUGUUGCUUUUCAAAAGCUUGUUGAGUUUUAUUCAUCAACAAUUGACCAACACUCUAGCAUUGCUGAAUUAAAGAUGUGGAGAGUUAAGUUGGUGAAUGAAAAAAUUGUAUUCACCUCUGGGUUACAUGCGUUGGAUGUUUGUGAUAAAGAGUUUUAUCCAAAUAUUCAUGAACUCUUGAAAAUUUUUUGUACAUUGCCUGUAUCGACUGCUACACCUGAACGAUGUUUUUCAAGUUUGAAGAGGAUUAAGUCUUACCUAAGAAAUAGUAUGACAGAAAACCGACUUAAUGGGUUGGCUUUAUUGGCAUGUCACCGGUCGAUACAAAUCAUGCCUGAUGAGGUUAUCGAUGAACUGAGCAUCCAAAAAAACAGAAAAUUGGAUUUUGUAUUGUAA